Messenger RNA from Papaver somniferum (opium poppy), 1185 nucleotides. RefSeq lists its product as uncharacterized. Lineage: Eukaryota; Viridiplantae; Streptophyta; Magnoliopsida; Ranunculales; Papaveraceae. The transcript has a single exon. The coding region runs from base 1 to 1185 and encodes 394 amino acids. The record is from RefSeq and is a predicted model, not a curated record.
AUGGAUAGAGUUAGGCAGAUGAAGGUAUUUAGACCACUUAAGAUCCUAAAUGCAAUAAGGGCGGAAGAUAAGGAUAACUUGUCCACUAUUUCCACAAUCAACACCGCCAAAGCAACGAUUAAGAGAACCGAAUGGAAUGGUAGGUUGAUUAUGCAACAAUCAGAGUGGUUACUGGAAACACUUAACUACGCCAUGCAAACUAAGGUGGGUCCGGAUGAGAAAGUGACUCACAAUAUUUUUCUUGCACAUCCAAGGAUGGUGGAUUUGGCUCAGUGUUUUUACCAGGUUCUCUUAAUAGAUUGCACCUAUAAGACAAACAAGUAUAACAUGCCGAUGUUGAACGUGGUAAGCCAUACUUCGGAUAAAAAUUCAUUCACCGUUGCAUGGUGCUUUAUGGAAAAAGAAGAAAUAGAGGACUAUAUUUGGGCGUUGGAACAAGUGAGGUUGAUUUACCGUGGAAUAAACGGUAAUCCUAAGACACCUAGGGAUUCGCAAGGAAGACCACAUUGUGUUGCUUACACUUUGUACAAAGAGUAUACCGACAACCUUCCUUACGUCAUCUUAGAUCACCUUAUACCCACCGACGACGUUGAUGGGGAUGGGAAUUGUGGUUACCAUGUUGCAGCCGAACAAUUAGGGCAUUUCGAGCAAGCCGAUGAACUUAACCUCACCCAAAUCGAAUAUGCAAGAACAAAAAUGGCGGAUAAACUUGUCGAGGACAAGCAACUUUAUUUAACAGUGAUCAUGCAAGGAGAUUCAAAAGAGAAGGAAUUGAAGUUCAAAGACUUGGUUUCUAAUGUGAAAUGGCGGAAGGGGUCGAAGAAAGCCGGUUUUAAGUUUAGAAUGCAAAUGCCUUUUGGUGGUCAACUUUUAGCGGACACAUUCACUUGUGUUGUAAUUUUAUUCAGCAAAGGAUUCCCCGGAGGCUCUUUUAUGUACGUACCCUCAAGAACUAGGUGCGACACGGCGAUAAAGAAAAGAAGAAUUGUAAUGGCACAUGUCAACAAUAACCAUUACAUAGGUUUGAAGAUUUCCGAAAAAUGUCCUCUACCACGGGUGGCCUAUGGUGAUUGGGGAGACUACACCAAGGAGUGGACAAACCAGUACGAGUAUGGAAUGAAUAUGUGGAAUGCUUUGGAAGGAACACCAAGUACAAUGCCUGAACACGUUGACAUGUGCGACUAA